AUGGCACUUCUAUAUAACGCAGGGUGCAGUGAAUCUGAAGAAGACUUCACUAAGUGUAAGGUUAAUACAUGUUUGAUACGAGGAAGUAAAUUUCAUACAUUGCACUGUGUUCCUACAUUUGAGGAUGUUGAUGUAGAAUAUCCUUCAUAUGAUAUUUCAAAGAGCAUUUUAAAAAAUAUACUUAAAUAUGAAUCUUCUUAUAUGUCUAAAGUACAAAAAUCUAAAAUAACUAUUUUAUCAAACAAUAAGGAUGAUGGUAUUUUGUUUUUAUAUGAUUUUUAUCUUCGUAUUAAUCAUCUCGGAGACCUUUAUACGAAUAAUCAUGCCGGAACAUUUUUAUGCCGUAUUAAAACGGUAAACCAAAAAAUAACUUUAUGUGAAGUAGUGAGUUCAAAUAACAUGGGAAAGACUCUUUCAUUUCAUUCUUUUGAUAUUUCUAAUAAAAAAAGCGAAAAAAGUAAAAUUGGUUUAAAUAGUAUACAAAAUCCCAAGCACUUUGAUUUAAGACAUAAAUAUAAAGAUGUUCAUAUAAGUAGAGAUAAAUGCCAUUAUGUAACAAUUGGAAGUAGUUCGGAACAAAUUUGUAGAUACUCUAUAUGCACAAAGUAUGAUAAUGAUCACUUCUCAUGUAUAGAUGCAAAAUUUAAUGGAAAAUUAUUUCAUGUACAAAAUCAUUCCCCACAUAGUAAAGAAGAUACAGACUAUAUAUAUCUCCCAAAUGAUUGUAUAAAAGAUAAUUUCGUUAAUAAUUGUACUCCUUAUUUUUGUAAAAUUAAAAGUUCAGAUGAUUUAUAUCAAUGUGAAGGUAUAGAAAUGAGUGUCAUAAAAAAAAUAGAACCACAUUCAAAAGAAUUAAUAAGAUUAGAAAAACAUGCAGCUACACCCCAUAAAGAAUAUUCUCUUUCAUCUACUUAUAUAGCAGCAUCCUUUUUACCUUUCAUAGUUUUGUUCUUUUUUGUGGGAUGUUAUUUGUAUACAAUUUUCAGAAGAAACAGAAGAAAACAUGCUAAGCUAGUUGCUAGUUGUAUACGUACAAGUUAG
Plasmodium relictum is the source of this 1041-nucleotide messenger RNA. Its product is annotated as fam-e protein. The transcript is spliced from 2 exons. The coding region runs from base 1 to 1041 and encodes 346 amino acids. The record is from RefSeq and is a predicted model, not a curated record. NCBI's taxonomy places the organism in Eukaryota, Apicomplexa, Aconoidasida, Haemosporida, Plasmodiidae.